Molecule: messenger RNA, 1014 nt
Organism: Suillus subalutaceus
Lineage: Eukaryota; Fungi; Basidiomycota; Agaricomycetes; Boletales; Suillaceae
Exons: 14
Coding region: 1-1014 (337 amino acids)
Source: RefSeq, a predicted model, not a curated record
AUGACCAUAGUCUCGAAUGAUCCCACUUGGUGGCCGGCCAUUAAUUCGAAUCGUGUUUUAAGCUAUUUUAUAGUUGCCGCCUCUGUUGGAUUAAUGUAUGAUUGGGCACUUACAUUAGGACAAGAGGUAGAAUUGGUCUGGAGGCAACGCUGGUCCCUGAUGACAGGUAUAUAUCUCGGUGUGCGCUACCUUGGAUUAUUAUAUGCUGUCCUGACCAUGCUGAGGAGUGUUACGACCAUCGCACUGAUAGAUACAGAGUUAGUAUGCUUCUUUAAUAACUUCUUGGUUCACUCAGGACUGUCACGCUAUACUACCACAGUUGUGAGCUGGAUUAUGUCCGUUAUACGGAAUUGGACAAUUGUUGUAGUAUUUGUUAUGCUGUGGGUCAUCAUCAUCACUCGGUUGUAUGCCAUGUAUCAACGAUCCAGAAAGGUCCUGAUAUUUCUCAUUGUCACCUUCCUGGCUGACAACAUCUUCAUUGGAGUGGUAUCUGUACUGCAAACGAUGAAUACUUCAGGGGAGGAACUUAUUCUCUCCGGCACCUAUCAGUGCUCGAUUAGCUUUGCGGAAGAUACCAUACUUCUGAGUUCCAUUACUUGGAUACUCAGCACCGUGUGGGAGGUCAUCAUAUUAUGUCUCGCAAUCUGGAUUGCUGUCAAACACUUCCGUGAACUGCGACGACAUUCGGCAGGAGGGAUUAUCGGGGACUGCUUCGCGGUGUUGAUUCAAACUCACAUGCUUUACUUUGCGAGCUUUGUUGCCGUUUCUUGCUUCACCCUCGUUAUUGAUUUCUUUCCAACAAUCCCAACGGAACCAUAUUCCCUAGCAAUUCAGAUUUGUUAUGGGUUCCUUCAAAUUUUGGAGGUCGUGCAGAUGUUUGUGCUAGGACCCCGCUUGAUCCUUAGCGUUCGAGAAUAUCACGCCAAGCUCGUGGCCGAUUCCGACGCAGCAACCGGCAUGACCUCAAUCGCUUUCCAAGAGCGUGUGCAUAUAUCGACUGGCAAUAGCGUAUAA